Molecule: messenger RNA, 867 nt
Organism: Apodemus sylvaticus (European woodmouse)
Lineage: Eukaryota; Metazoa; Chordata; Mammalia; Rodentia; Muridae
Exons: 6
Coding region: 1-867 (288 amino acids)
Source: RefSeq, a predicted model, not a curated record
AUGUCCCAUUUCAAUAAUUGGAAGAGCACCCAAAUGAGCCAGAGCUUGACGCCACAUGACAGCAUCAGGGUUUCUCAUGAGAGGAAAAGGGAGAACAAAAAGCAUGAAGAGCUUCCAGAGGGCCACCACUCACCCCAUGGUCAGAUGCUGCAGGACAAGGAGGGUGUCAGGAGUCCUGAGAGCAGAGCUGAAGAGGCAGGAGAAGGCAGGGCUGCAGAGGAAGGACCCCUCCUCAGCAAAACAGAACUACAAAAAGAUAUUCAAGGAUCAAGUGACAGCAAAGCCUCAGGACAAGAUCGUGAAUUGUCCCCUCCAACAACGAAGAACUUCCGAAUAUACGACGUGAGCCCCCUUUCUUCUCCUUACCCGUUGCAGACUGAGAAGAUGAGUCCCCACAGAAGGGCACGUAUGGCCCGUCUGCCCCAGCAGGGCCCUUUCCGGCACCUUAUGGACAUGAAGGCAGAGAAGAGGCUGGCCGGGUGGAAGGAACGCCGUAGCCGCUUUGGUGACAUCAACGUGCACAAAUGUUAUCAGUUUGGGCAGGUCUUCUCUCCUUUCCAGGCUCUGGCCACCACAGAGAUGCGGAGGUUGGUGCUACCCAGAGACUUGCCUAUGAGUUCUCACAUGCGGAGAAUAAAUACUUCAUCCCUCGGUGACAUGAAUCUCCAGGAUUUACCCCUGUCUCCAAAAGAGCUGGCCUUGGGAAAGGAUGAUAGCCAUCGUGAGAAAGAGAAGCCAGUGAACCACAUUAAAAAGCCUUUAUUCCCCCCGAUAGUUAAAGUCCUCUCCCAUGUGAUGGAAAUUGCAGAAGCCUCAAACCUCCGUUUGCAUCUCAUCACUGCACCUAGAAAACUAUUCCAUCCUUGA